Messenger RNA from Orycteropus afer afer, 537 nucleotides. It is a transcript of the gene CRIPT, whose product is annotated as CXXC repeat containing interactor of PDZ3 domain. NCBI's taxonomy places the organism in Eukaryota, Metazoa, Chordata, Mammalia, Tubulidentata, Orycteropodidae. The record is from RefSeq and is a predicted model, not a curated record. Gene Ontology annotation, cellular component: dendrite. Gene Ontology annotation, molecular function: microtubule binding; PDZ domain binding. Gene Ontology annotation, biological process: cytoplasmic microtubule organization.
AUGUAUGGUUCCUACUUGGAGGAGGAUCUAUGUGAAAAGAAACUCGGUACUGUUAUCACUCCAGAUACAUGGAAAGAUGGGGCAAGGAAUACCACAGAAAGUGGUGGAAGAAAGCUGAAUGAAAAUAAAGCUUUGACUUCAAAAAAAGCAAGAUUUGAUCCAUAUGGAAAGAAUAAAUUCUCAACUUGCAGAAUUUGCAAAAGUUCUGUGCACCAACCAGGUUCUCAUUACUGUCAGGGCUGUGCCUACAAAAAGGGCAUAUGUGCAAUGUGUGGGAAAAAGGUUUUGGAUACCAAAAACUACAAGCAAACAUCCGUCUAGAUCACUGAUGAAGUUUCUGGCUUUCUAUAUGAUUUUACUUUCUGCUUUGAACUUUCAAGGAAUAACAUAGAUGUUCAAAUUAUAAAAUAACAUGUUGUAAGACAAAUAAUUAAGUUUAAGCCAGGGAAAUUGAUCAGUAUUCAUUCUUUUUCUCUCAAGAAGGAAUAGCAAAAAUGUAACUAGUCGUCUGUCUUAAGUUGUUAUUUUUGUUACAAG